Messenger RNA from Boleophthalmus pectinirostris (great blue-spotted mudskipper), 5037 nucleotides. It is a transcript of the gene znf646, whose product is annotated as zinc finger protein 646. Lineage: Eukaryota; Metazoa; Chordata; Actinopteri; Gobiiformes; Gobiidae. The record is from RefSeq and is a predicted model, not a curated record. The transcript has 4 exons. Bases 306 to 4202 code for a protein of 1298 amino acids.
UCGAGGGGGAUCUAUUUCUCUGCUGCACAUUUCCUGUUUCCCAGCAACCAGAACGGUAUGGGAAGGUGGAGAAAAGAGCACAGAAAUUAUAUUUUUGUGAAUGAGAAGGGCACUGACCGUGUUCAGAAUGUGUACCUCAAUUCCAGUGUCGCAACAGCAUUUGAUGCUUCCAUCCCCACCAUCACCUCAUUUUAUAUGAAAUAUAUGCCAUGCCUAUUAAAGGUUAAAGUACUUGGAAAAACUCUAUAACCAGAUUUUUUUUUUUUUUUUUUUGGAAUGGUACAUAUCAAUAAGCCUUUUUGCCAAUGGACAUGGAUGCUCUCCUGCAACCAGAAGAGGAACGCAAGUUUAAAUGUGAUGAAUGUGGACGUGCCUACAGGCAUGCUGGCAGCCUGUCUAAUCACAAAAAGACUCAUGAAGUAGGUUCUUUUCAGUGCAAUAUUUGUGGAAAAGAAAAUUCCAAUGCUCUGGCACUUAAGAACCACCUCCGGAGCCACACUUCACAGAAAAAGUAUCCUUGUUUGGAAUGUGGGAAAACUUUUUAUAGGCCAUCACAACUAGUUACACAUGAAAGAGUGCAUGAAUCAAGGCAACCAAAAGAACAGCCUCCCAUGGAAGUAGAUAUGGGGUUUGUCACACAUGAAGAUCAAAAUGGACACACAGAUUGUUUUCUCUCAUCUGGUAUUUCAACACUAAACAGCCUAUCUGAGAAUAUAACAGAUGUAGCUUGUAACACACAGACUGAGAGCAGUGACUUUGUGGAUGAACCCUUUAAAAGUGAUUUAAGCGACAACUCAUACACUGAUCAGGGAAGCCUGUCACAUCAUACAAAGACGCACCAAACUGAAAUGUUUGAGUGCUCUGUAUGUUUCAAACUGUUCAACGAUAUGGAUGCUCUUUUUAACCAUCAGAAAAGUCAUAAAUCUAAAGGUCCAGUGGAUUCUCUCUGUGGCCCCUACACCCUUGCAUCUUCAGACCAGUUUUCACCACAGAAUCAGGAUGUGCCAGUAAAUUUCUGCCACUUGUGUCAGAUAUUAUUCUCAAGUGAAGAGGAGUUUCAGGAUCACAUCCAAAUGCAUAAUUCUUCACUUUUAUUAAACCAGAAUGAAAGUACAUUUUAUGAAACUGCCACUUGUUUUUCUGAGUCCCCUUUUUAUCAUCCUCCUGUUAAACAUGACUCUCCUGCAUCUUCGCAGAGUCACAGUGGGUCAUUUGAUUUGCCCAAUGAGCAAAUGACAAAUGACAAUGGUCUUUUUUACCACUGUUCAGAUGUAGAAUCUUCACCUUUGAACAGUAUUCAAAUGCAACCUUCCACAAGUGUAACAAACCAUGCUACAGUUGUGUCCUCAGCUGUAGGUUCAGAGGAGCGGCCUUUUAAAUGUGACAUUUGCUUUAAAACUUACCGUCACUAUGGUAGCCUCGUCAACCACAAAAGGUCACACCAGGUUGGGGACUAUCAGUGCUCUAUCUGUGGAAAGAGCUGUCCACAUUUGGCAUCAUUCAAAAGUCACCUUCGCACACAUAAAGAAGCUUCUUCUCACUGUAGGAGGCAGCUUCAAACCAUGGAAGACCAACAAGAAACCUCAGAAGAUGGCACUGAUGUUGGUAUUGAACCCAGAGAUGAAUCUUUGUUAAAUGGAUACCUAAACGAGGACUGUGGUCAAACAUCGAAUUAUGGUGUAACUAAAUUGGAGAAAUAUGAUCAACAGCCAUGCAGUAUAAGUUGUAAUUCUAAUAACAAUGAUGAACAUCUCCAAGACAGUGCUGAAAAUCAAGGCAAUCAUAUUCAUUUUGAUGGAAUAAAUGGAAAUGACAUUGAAGAGAACAAUUUUCCCGAGCGUGUGAGUAUUGAUGAUGAUUCUUACGCAGCUGAUGAACAGGACGAAGAUGACCGUGACUUUUAUCAGUGCUCAUUUUGUGGAAACCGCUACAACAGCAUUGGGGCCCUCAGGAACCACAUGCGAGGCCACAUACAGUCACAGAGCAUUGCUACCAGUUCAGUCCCAACAUCGUCAACUAAACAAGUCAAAGAAGAAGAAUUGGGCAAUGUUGUAAUUUGCUGUUUAUGUGGAGAAAGUUUUUCAAAUAGUCAAGACCUUGUCAAUCAUCAGCUUCUACACAACACUGAUCAAGUAGACAAUGUUAAAACCUUAGAUAAUAAGUUUGAAGUGAAUGAUGAAGUGAAUGAGGAGAAGAAUCUCAUUUGUGGCAACUGCGGCAUCUUCUGUACCAGCUACAGUCAUCUUGAAAGCCAUGGAUGUAAUGUUGAUACUAAUCAGUCAGCAGCAGAGAAUGAAGAAGAAAUAAGGGAACCAAAUGAUAAUGCAGACACGAGUUUAGACAAAGAGGAGCGGCAGUUUAAGUGUGAACAUUGCGGCCGCUCGUAUAGACACUCUGGCUCCCUGCUGAACCACAAGAAGUCCCACAAAACAGGGCUGUUCCGCUGUCAUUUGUGCCAGAAGAACUUCUACAAUCUGCUGGCUCUGAAAACCCACCAGAGGUCCCACUUUGAUAUUAAAAGAUAUAGUUGUGGUGAGUGCGGAAAAGCCUACAAAACCCAGAAGCAACUGCUGAACCACAUGAGGAGACACAAAAAAGAAAAACUAUUUAAAUCUGAGGUACAGAACAGAACAGAACAGCAGAGCAGGUCUGAAGGAGAAGAGCUGCCCUUGAGUCCUAAUGCCAGUCAUGAUUCCCCCUCCGAGAAUAACAAAAAAGAGCUUCAAGAAUACGAAUCUCCAAUCAAAUCUGAGGACAACAGUGACAAGCGAUCCUUUGCCUGCGACCUGUGUGGUCGCACCUAUCGACAUGCAGGAAGUCUGGUCAACCACAAAAACUCCCACAAAACAGGUGAAUACUUGUGCUCCAUAUGUAACAACUCUUAUUCUAAUCAGCUCGCCUUGAAGAACCACUUGCGCAUCCACUUUGCAUUUAAAAGACAUUCUUGCCUGAAGUGUGGGAAAAGAUUGCGGUCAAGGAAGCAGCUUUUAGUCCAUGUUUGCACAAAUCUCAAGAGAGGUAGGAGAGGUAUUAGAUCCAAAUGUGCCAAAACGUCAGCGAGUGGUGGUCAAACUAUUGAACCGCCAACUAAAAAAGAAGCGCUCCACUUCUAUACAUGUAAUAUAUGCAAUCGCAGCUAUCAGCAUGCUGGCAGCCUCCUCAACCACAAAAACACCCAUAAGACUGGACAAUAUAACUGUACGUUCUGCUCCAAGCCUUUUUCAAACCUUUUGGCAUUGCGCAACCACACACGCAUCCACACACAGAAGAAGAAAUAUGCCUGUCUAACAUGUGGGAAGGCCUUUCGAGUGGCUAGUGUCUUGUACAACCAUCAGAAGAUCCACAGUCGCGGGGCCAGUCGCCUCAGUUGUCCUGACUGUGGAAGGGGCUUUAGGGGGCGAACCGGACUGCAGAGACACCAGUGCACCCAAGGUCAGCAGAGUGGCACAGCGGAGCAGCACUCAGACAGAGACAAGUGCUUCAAAUGUGACCUGUGUGGCCGCUCGUACCGCCACGCCGGCUCUCUCCUCAACCACAAGAAAACUCACUCAGAGAACCUCCACCACUGCUCCCUGUGCCUUCAGACAUUUCCCGAUUCACUCGCCCUACACGCACACUCCCAAAUCAACCGCCACAGCUGCCCUGAGUGCGGAAAGACCUUCUGCCUGCUGUCCCACAUGCAGAGCCACAUGGAGGUGCAUAGCAAAGACCAAAAGAUACACCAGAACAAUGUGGAAAACGACAUCUUGGGUGCCCCCGACCAAAACGUGUUAACAGAUGACCCAGCGCCUUUAACCCAGCAGAAAACAGACUCAGAAGAUAAGAUCCAUAUCUGUGAACACUGUGGUCGCACAUAUCGUCACGCAGGCUCUCUACUCAACCACAAAAACAGCCACAAAACUGGAUGUUUUCUUUGCUCCGUUUGCCACAAAGAGUUCACCAACCUCAUGGCUCUGAAAAACCACAGGCGCAUUCACACAGAGCCAAAGAGGUACCAGUGCCUAGAGUGUGGGAAGGCCUUUCGAGUGUCCAGUCAGCUCAUAUGCCACAGGAGGAUUCACACCAGGGAAAGACCAUUCGCAUGUUCAGUCUGUGAUAAGAGCUUCUCGAGUAAGUCCAACCUGAGACAUCACCAGAAGAGCCACCAGAACAGCAUGGACUCUAAUGAUUUUCUGGACCUGGAUAUCAAUGCAUAUAUUUGAGUAAAAACAGCAUAGGGAGUUGAGGGCUGUAUCAGUAAUUGUAAAGAACCUGACUGUAUAAUUAUAUAUUUUUACUAUAGACAACAGGGUUACCUCUUCAAGCUAAUAUCUCUUUAGUCUGUAUAGCUUCCAUUUUGAUUAUAGCCUGAAUAUAUUAGUGUCUACAUUUCUUACCUAUCCUGACACAUGACUCAUACACAUUUUUGUUACAAUGGUUCAAUUUUUUUUUUUUUUUAAGAAAGUAGGAUAUUUGGUUAUGCAGAAACUUGUUACAAUACCAGAUUUUAGUGUUGUCAGUUGGCUGUUAAAAUGUAAAUAAUAACAUCUUUAAACUUUAACAUGUUAUAAUUGAGUUCUGGGAAGUCUGUAGCUGCUUAUCUGCAUUUCUGAAUCCUUUUGUUUGCUUCGUUAUCAGUGGUCACUUCCUCUGGGCCUUCACAUGGGGCAGGCUUGUUAUUUUUAGUGAAAUACCUCUGGGUGUGUCCAAAUGUCAGUGACAAAACAAGAUAAAACACUUUAAAUGGUUUUGUACUGUAGAAAAAUCUAUAUAUGCAACUUUAUAUACUAGCCUCAAAUCAUAUCACCUCGUAUUUCUUAACACUUGUUUUUCUUAAAAAAUGACUGAUCUGUGAUAGCACGGAAACAGACCUGGCAUGUAAGCAUCUAUUCUGUAUAUACCAUUUUCUUAUUAAGUAUUGACUGAAUUUCCUGCUUGGCAUUAACAUUUUACUACGUGUGCCUAUAUUGCUUAUCAUUAAGAUACUGUGAUAAAAUGUAAAUCACUGUCAUUUUAAAAUAAACUGUUACUUGCCAUACAAUCUUCUGUUACUACAUA